AUACUUCGUAUUCUAUGUGAUUCCCUGUAAUACUUUGAUUUACACUGUGGUUCAUUUUUAGAUAGCCAUGUCUCUAAACAACCCCUUUGAUGAGAGGGUACGUGCGCGUAACGCCGCCAAGGCUGGGUUUUUAGAAAUGUUUCAAUUGCGCCACCCCGAAGUAGGGGGUAAUAUCAGCGAAUAUCGCGACCAGCGGUUUCAGGGCUCACUGAAAGAGCAGGACCUGGCUUUGCGUACCUCAACAACGUUAUAUAUAGGAAACUUGUCGUUUUAUACAUCUGAAGAUCAGCUGUACGAGCUGUUCAAUCGAGCCGGUGAGGUGAAAAGGGUCAUCAUGGGCUUGGAUCGAUUCAAAAAAAGUCCUUGUGGCUUUUGUUUUGUCAUCUACUAUACUCGCGCAGACACAGAGAACGCGGUCAGAUUUUUGAAUCGCACUAUGCUUGAUGGUAGAAUGAUUCGAGUAGAUUACGAUGCUGGCUUUGUAGAAGGACGCCAGUAUGGGCGAGGAAAGCACGGUGGACAGGUGCGCGACGAAUACCGAGAACAAUACGAUCCCGAUCGUGGCGGGUUCGGCCGAAUAUUCCAAGAAAGGGAGAAGCCGUAG
Molecule: messenger RNA, 604 nt
Organism: Cylicocyclus nassatus
Lineage: Eukaryota; Metazoa; Nematoda; Chromadorea; Rhabditida; Strongylidae
Source: the annotation of a GenBank genome assembly